Messenger RNA from Rotaria socialis, 2226 nucleotides. NCBI's taxonomy places the organism in Eukaryota, Metazoa, Rotifera, Eurotatoria, Philodinida, Philodinidae. The record is from the annotation of a GenBank genome assembly.
AUGGACGAAUCUCAAAAUAAAAAUCGUUUAACACUUACUGAUCUUGGUGUAUUAAUUCUUUAUUUUACAUUAUUAAUGGGUGUUGGUUUUUAUUCAAUGCUCAAACAUAAUCGUUCAACAGUGAAAGGAUACUUUUUAGCAAAUCAAAAAAUGACUUGGAUAUUUAUUGGAGCAAGCUUAUUUGCCACGAAUAUAGGUGCCGAACAUUUUAUCGGUCUAGCAAGUUCGGGUGCAGCAAAAGGGUUUGGUGUUGGUGCCUUUGAAAUAGCUGCUAUAGGUAUUAUUCAACUGCUUGGCUGGGUGUUUUUACCUGUUUUUCUUGCUAGUGGUGCUUCUACAUUACCUGAAUACAUGAAUCGAAGAUUUGGUGGACAACGUAUACGAACUUAUAUAGCAUGUCUAUAUCUUCUUCUUUAUAUAUCAACUAAAAUCAGUGUGAAUAUUUAUGCUUCGUCAUUAUUUAUAAAUUACCUUCUGUCAUGGAAUAUCUAUUUGAGUAAUAUAUUUGUUCUUGUUUUAACGGCUCUAUGUACGAUAUGCGGUGGUCUUGCAACUGUUAUGUAUACAGAUACAAUUCAAGCAAUAAUAAUGGUCAUCGGAGGAUUAUGUGUUAUGAUUUUAUCUUAUAAUAAAAUCGGUAGUUUAUCUAAUUUUUAUAAUCUUUAUUUAAAUGCAACUCCGACUGUCCCCAAUGAUAAUCUAUGGCAUAAUUCAACGAUAGCACCGACAUGUGAUCAACCAACAAUAGAAUCCUUUCAAAUGUUAAAGCCAAUAUCAGAUCCAUACAUGCCAUGGUUAGGAUUUUUUCUCGGGCAUACACCAAAUAUAAUAUGGUAUUGGUGUUCCGAUCAAAUGAUGGUACAACGUGUUCUAGCAGCUCGAAGUAUUUCACAUGCACGUGGUGGAACAUUAUUAGCUGGUUAUUUUAAAAUAUUACCUUUCUUUAUGAUUAUCAUACCAGGCAUGAUAAGUCGAGCUUUAUAUCCAAAUAUAGUUGCAUGUAAUCAACCAUCGACAUGUCAAGCAAUUUGUAAUAGUAAACGAAGUUGUACAAAUAUAGCCUAUCCAACAUUAAUUGUACAUAUAUUGCCACUUGGUUUUAAAGGUAUGAUGGUUGCUGUUAUGCUUGCAGCAUUAAUAUCCGGCUUAACAUCAAUAUUUAACUCGGCGAGUACUAUAUUUACUGUUGAUAUCUAUCCGAAUCUAUGUUAUCUUCGUCGAAAUCAAAUUAAAAACCAAGAAUUAAUGAUUGUUGGACGUUUGUUUGUUGUAUUUAUGACUUUAAUUAGUCUUUUGUGGAUACCCAUUGUUGUAGAAAUGCAAGGUUCAGAAAUCUAUGUCUAUAUGCAACAAGUCAUUGGAUUUUUUGCACCGCCUAUUGCAUGUGUAUAUCUAUUAGCCAUUCUAUGGACACGAAUAAAUGAACUUGGCGCAUUCUGUGGUUUAAUGGUAGGUUUUAUUUUUGGUUUAUUACGUAUGAUACUUCAAUUUUCAAAACAACCACCAUUGUGUGGAGAAGAAGAUACCAGACUUUGGCUUAUACGUCGUAUUCAUUUUAUGUAUUAUUCAGCGUUUGUUUUCUGGAUAACUUUUUUCAUCUGUGUUAUUGUUUCAUUAUGUACAAAACCACCAACCAAAGAACAGCUAUUUCGAACAACAUAUUGGACAAAAAAUCAAAAGUUGGUUGAUGAACUUGAGUUGACGAAUCACAAGCCGUAUUGUGCAUGGUCAAUUUCUAGUGUUAGUAAACCAAUCGAAUUUCAAGAUGCGAAUUUAUUAUCGCAAGCAUGUUUAGAAAACUUCAACGAUGACAUUGAAGAAUCAACAUUGAUGUUUUAUCGCCAGAAAUUACUUCUAAAUCUUGAUGCUAAUGAAAAUUGUGAUAGAACCGACGUUAGUCUUGUUGGCACACGACAAAAUCUUAGUGAAUCUUUAUUAUUGAAACUAUCAAAUGAUGCUCAACUACAAAAACCUAGAAGAGGAUACGCUAAUUUAUUAAAAGUAUGUUGUUCAUGGUUUUGUGGUUUGAAUGAUGAUGGCACCGAACUGCAAACGGCAACGGUCGAUGAUUCAACUGAACAACAUCAACUAGCAUUCCAAACUACGAGACACAGUUCCAUGAUAAAAUGGUUAUUGAAUGGAAAUUUAAUAUUUCUUCUUCUUGUUCAGCUAACUCUUUUUAUUGUGUUAUCUAUACCUAUUAAAUAUACAUUUUUGAAAAGUUAA